GGGCGGCCGGGGCGGGGAGGCGGCGGUGCUGAGCCCGCGGAGCCUGACGGGCCGGCCAUGAGCGACCGCGAGCGCAACAAGAAGCGGCUGCUGGAGCUGCUGCACGCGGCGGACACCGGCAACGCGCGCUGCGCCGACUGCGGGGCGCCGGAUCCUGACUGGGCCUCUUACAAGCUGGGGAUCUUCAUCUGUCUGCACUGCUCCGGAGUCCACCGCAACUUUCCCGAGAUCAGCAAAGUCAAAUCCGUGCGGCUUGACUUCUGGGACGACAGCAUUGUGGAGUUUAUGACUCACAAUGGAAACCUCCAUGUGAAGGCCAAGUUCGAAGCCAGUGUCCCAGCCUUCUACUACAUCCCCCAGGCCAGUGACUGCUCGGUCUUAAAGGAGCAAUGGAUUCGAGCUAAGUAUGAGAGACAGGAGUUUAUGGCUGAUGGGAAACCACUCUCCUCGCCAGGUAACCGAGAAGGAAUCCUGUGGAAGCGGGGCAGGGACAAUGGACAGUACCUGAGGAGAAGGUUCGUCCUGCUGGCGAGAGAAGGCCUCCUUAAGUACUACACCAAGGAGCAGGGUAAAGGCCCCAAAGCUGUCAUCAGUAUCAAGGACUUGAAUGCCACUUUCCAGACAGAGAAGAUAGGGCACCCCCAUGGGCUGCAGAUCACCUACGGGAGAGAGAGCCACACUCGGAACCUGUUCCUAUACCACGAGAGUGGGAAGGAGAUCGUGGACUGGUUCAAUGCCCUCCGAGCAGCCCGUCUGCAAUACCUAAAAAUGGCCUUUCCUGACCUCCCGGAGGCUGAGCUUGUGCCCCUCAUCACCAGGAACUACCUCAAACAAGGCUUCAUGGAAAAGACUGGCCCAAAGCAGAGAGAACCUUUCAAGAAAAGGUGGUUUGCCUUGGAUCCCCAGGAGCGGAGGCUGCUCUAUUAUAAGAACCCCCUGGAUGCCUUCGAGCAGGGCCAGGUUUUUCUUGGGAGCAAGGAGCAGGGAUACGAAGUCCUUGAAGAGCUGCCGAAGGGCGUCCGAGGGAGUCGCUGGAAAGCUGGCCUCACCAUUGUCACCCCGCAUCGGAGAUUUGUCCUCACCUGCCCCAGCGAGAAGGAGCAGCGGGAAUGGCUGGAGAGCUUUCGGGAUGUCCUUUCUCGCCCCUUGACGCCCCUCCACCUCCUCGGUGAGCAGCGGGGGGCCAGGGCCGGCUCUCUGGGCUGAGGGUAGAGGGGCCUUCUGCACGGGGCUCAGCUGUGAGGCCAGAAGAGCCCUGACUCUGCGCUUUCCAUGGUCUUCGCUUCCUGCCUAAGAAAAGCACAGAUGUUGUGCAUUAUUGCCCCAGAGUCCCCUGGGCACCCCAAGGCUCCUCUAACAGAGCCCCUGUCUAUGAGCUUCCAGAGAAUCUGGCCCUGGCUGAACACUUGAGGCCGCCUCUCCCCUGCCUGCCUGAGCGGCUGGGCAGCCCUCGUCCCUUUUCUCAUGAGAAACCCCUGGCCAGGUGUUACUAGCUGAGGUCACCCCGCUGGGCUGUUGCUGGGAUCCUGGAUUCCUCACUGGAGGGGAGGCUAUUUAUAAUGCUUUCUUUUCCCUCAUCCUCCCUUCUGUCUCUCUCUCCUGCUCCUUGUCACAAGGAGGCUUCCCUAUCUUUUGGUGCCCCUGGGAAAAGGCCAGAUGUCUUGAACUAGAACAGAAAACUUCUGACCCAGGGCCCAGCUUCUGGGCAUGAAGGAAAAGUUCUGUUUGGAAAAGUAUAGCCAGAACAGGUAACCCCCACAGAGUCCCUUGGGGGGAGCCCUGUGCCCUCUGAGUCUGCUGAGGAUAAGGACAAACUCUCUUCACUGUCCCAAUUCUUUGUGUUGUUGUUUUGGUACUAGGGAUCAAACUCAGGACUUUGUGCUUUCAAGGCAGGUGCGGUGCCACUGAGCUAAAUCCUGGGCCCCAGCUGUCCCAAUUCUCGAAGCCAAAAGAAUUCAGAAAUGAAAAAGGGACGCCGCUGCUUUCUUUUGUCCCUGGGCCUGGGUGUCUGAGUCUCUUGGUUCCUUUCCUUCUAUGUGUCUCUGUCUCUUCAAUGUUUACUCCCUCUCUAGGGUAUGUAUGGGGGGGGGGGGACGGCAUGAGUGUGUGUGUGUGUAUG
This is a messenger RNA of Heterocephalus glaber (naked mole-rat), 2119 nucleotides long. The record is from RefSeq and is a predicted model, not a curated record. NCBI's taxonomy places the organism in Eukaryota, Metazoa, Chordata, Mammalia, Rodentia, Bathyergidae.